Molecule: messenger RNA, 1638 nt
Organism: Selaginella moellendorffii
Lineage: Eukaryota; Viridiplantae; Streptophyta; Lycopodiopsida; Selaginellales; Selaginellaceae
Product: chalcone synthase 6-4
Exons: 2
Coding region: 216-1376 (386 amino acids)
Biological process (GO): polyketide biosynthetic process
Molecular function (GO): acyltransferase activity, transferring groups other than amino-acyl groups
Source: RefSeq, a predicted model, not a curated record
CGGCAAGAUCACAGUGGUUUUUUCUUCCUCUUCUGCGCUUUUCUCUCCUCUUCUCAAACUCACAACUUGAGAACCAAAAGGAAGAAGAAAAACCAAAGCUCUAGCGCCUGCGCUGCUUGCUUCCGAGAGUUUGCGAGCUCUUCGUUGCUGGUUCGUUCGUUCGUUCGUUCCUUCUUUCCUCGCUAACUCGACUCGGUCGAACAGGAAAGACGAUCAUGACGAUCCAGGAUUUCCAGAGCAGUGGAAAGGCCACAGUCCUGGCCGUCGGCACCGCGGUUCCGCCAAAAGAGUUCGACCAGAGCACGUACCCCGACUUCUUCUUCAACGUCACCAAUUGCAAUGAAAAGGUGGAGCUCAAGGGCAAGUUCCAGCGCAUCUGUGACAGGUCAGGCAUAAAAAAGAGACAUUUUUACCUGGACGAGGAGAUCCUCAAGGCCAACCCGGGGAUGUGCACGUACAUGGAGGCGUCGCUGGACGUGAGGCAGGACAUCGCGGUGCGGGAGGUUCCAAAGCUGGCCAAGGAGGCGGCCCUCAAGGCGAUCAAGGAGUGGGGGCAGCCAAAGUCGAGAAUCACGCACUUGGUCUUCGGCACCACCAGCGGGGUCGACAUGCCUGGGGCCGACUUCCAGCUCCUCAAGCUCCUCGGCCUCCGCCCGAACGUCAAGCGCGUCAUGCUCUACCAGCAGGGCUGCUUCGCCGGUGCCACCGUCACCAGAGUCGCCAAGGAUCUGGCCGAGAACAACCCCGGAGCUCGAGUCCUCGUUGCAUGCAGCGAAGUCACGGCGGUCACCUUCCGGGCUCCGUCCGAGACGCACCUCGACGGACUGGUCGGCUCGGCUCUGUUUGGCGAUGGCGCCGCGGCUCUCAUCAUCGGCUCCAGUCCCACUCCCGUUGAGAAGCCACUGUUUGAAGUCCACUGGAGCGGACAGUGCGUUCUUCCCGACAGUGAUGGAGCAAUCCUGGGACACCUGCGCGAGGCCGGCCUCGUCUUCCACCUCCUCAAGGACGUCCCCGGCAUCAUCUCCAAGAACAUCGAGAAGCUGCUGGCAGAGCCUCUCGACUAUGUCAAGAGCGUGGACGAGGCGAGCCCGGCCUACACUGACUUGUUCUGGGUGGUCCAUCCCGGAGGUCCCGCGAUUCUCGAUCAGGUAGAGGCCAAGCUCAAGCUCGACAAGGACCGGAUGCAGGCCACUCGCGACGUGCUAGCACAGUAUGGAAACAUGUCGAGCGCCUCUGUUCUCUUUGUUCUCGACCAGAUGAGGAAGCGGUCCGUGGAGCUCAACAAGGAUACCACCGGGGACGGAUUGAAGUGGGGUGUGAUGCUCGGUUUCGGCCCCGGCCUCACGGUUGAGACUCUGCUCCUCAAGAGCAUCUAGGCAAGAUUUGCAGUGCCCGAGAAACAACAUAAAAGGUGAGGGGGUGUCAGUAGAUCAUGCAUUACAGGGGGAAGACAAAGUACUACCAUGAAGUACAAACAAAAGUUGUUUGUAGAAAUGCAAUCGAAGAGUCACGAGCGAGAUGGAUUUCCUAAGCACGAAUAAAAACAGAAAGAAAACCGUGAGCAAGAUGAAGAAAAUGUGUUUGUAAUUUUACGUACUCGAGCAGAGGCCGACCAUAAAGAAGUUAUCCUUCAUUUCG